Molecule: messenger RNA, 1100 nt
Organism: Notothenia coriiceps (black rockcod)
Lineage: Eukaryota; Metazoa; Chordata; Actinopteri; Perciformes; Nototheniidae
Product: interleukin-17 receptor D-like
Exons: 10
Molecular function (GO): interleukin-17 receptor activity; protein binding
Source: RefSeq, a predicted model, not a curated record
GUGCAGUCUGAUGCUGAUGGCGGUCCCAGGUUGGCCGUCACCCUCAGAGCUGACAAUUGUUCAAUAAACUACCCGUUGGGAAAACAUGUUAUCCACGAGGUCGCCAACGUUUCCUUCAGCCAUCUGGCCUGCGAGGAUCAGGCUGCUGUCAUUGUCCACUGGUCUGCAAGUCCACUAGGGAUUGAGCACAUUAAAGGCUUCAGAGUUUACCUGGAGGACAAGAACCCCGAGGGGAAGCAGUGUCAGCACCUCCUGCUCAAAGACCCCCGACAGCUCAAUUGCUCCUACAAGAACACGAGGCUGAGCAGUCAGACGUUCAGCGGGUUGACCUUUGACACUGACUACAUGGUUCGCGUUGUUCCUUUCCCAACGCUGAUGAACGAAAGCUUCUUCCCUCCAUCCUUCCUCAGGACCAACUCGUGUGAAGUCCUCCUGGGAUCAGACAACCUGGUUUGCAAACCAUACUGGAAGCCAAAGACCCUGAACGUGUCUCAGCUGGGGUCAAACCUCCACGUGGCGUUCGACCAGGCGCCGAGCUCCUUCGGCUUCCACUUCUACUUCCUGUACUACAAACUGCGGCAGGAGGGACCCUUCAGACAGCAGCGCUGCAAACCGGAUGUGAACCAGUACAGAACUACAUGCAUCCUCAAAGACGUAACUCCGGGAACCUACACUGUAGAGCUAAGAGACGACAGUAAUACCACCAGGAGGCAGACUCAGUACCACGUGGUGUUGGACCUGUGGGAACACCUGGAGAUGUGCAAAGAAGGUCAGAUGUCGUGGCUCAGCAGACAGCUGGAUGAAUCCGACUUCAUCAUCACCAUCUGCUCCAAAGGCCUACGCUACUACGUGGAGAAGAAGAGCCGCAGAGGGAAGACGCCAGUCGGUCGCCGCAGUAACAGCUGCAGCAGCAGCAGCUCCCCAAUUGGUGGAUCAGGAAGUGACCUGUUCAUUGUGGGCGUUGCCAUGAUCGCUGAGAAGCUGCGAUUGGCGAAUCAAAGUGAAGGGGCCGGAUCUCAGGAGCUGCAGCGCUACAUGACGGUUUACUUCGACUACUCCACGGAAAACGACAUCCCCACCAUGCUGAGCCUGGCCCCAAG